AUAAUAACCGGAUGUUACGCAGCCAAUGAUGUCAAUACCAGGAAGUUCCAACGCAGCCCACUUGGCUUGACGUUGUGCUCGGAAGCUGAAUAACCCUCGUUGACUUAUUUCUUUUUAAACAAAGUGGAAUAAUCGUAUUUGCUUUGGUGGAGUAUCGUGCUAUGUGGGACUAAACCGUUUCGCUUUUACUCUGUAUCAAUUGUUUGUGCUAGAAUGCGUUAUUUUCGUCUGUGUUAGCUGGCUAGCUAACACGCCAGCUAACAGCUAGUUAAGGUUGUUUUGGUUAUUAAUGUGAACAUUAACGUCACAUCGACGGUUUAUAAAGGAUAGCGUGCAUGUAAGUCGUGGGUAGUGUACCAGCUAGUUAAUCAGCUAACGUUAACGUCAAACGGCGGUCGCCUAGCUUUAGCUACCAUCGUUUGGGGGCGUCUGGUUUGUCCCUUGCCCCGAAUAGUGGACGUCUGGCGAGCUUGAAAAGCUCCCUGUGAACCGGACCCAAUGCGUGGGAUGAUGGGGACCCAGAGUAGUCCAGUCAAGAGUUACGAUUAUCUCCUGAAAUUUCUUUUGGUCGGAGACAGCGAUGUGGGAAAGGGGGAAAUCUUGGACAGUUUACAAGACGGAUCGGUCGAGUCUCCCUAUGCCUACAGCAGUGGGAUUGAUUACAAGACCACCACGAUUCUGCUGGAUGGGAGAAGAGUGAAAUUAGAGUUAUGGGACACAUCGGGUCAAGGCAGGUUCUGCACCAUCUUCAGGUCUUACUCUCGUGGAGCACAGGGCAUCCUGCUUGUCUAUGAUAUCACUAAUGGCUGGUCCUUUGAUGGUAUUGACCGCUGGAUACGGGAAAUUGAUGAGCAUGCCCCAGGUGUACCCAGGAUCCUGGUGGGGAAUCGGCUUCACCUGGCUUUCAAGCGGCAGGUACCUACGGAGCAGGCAAGGGCCUAUGCUGAAAAGAACAGCAUGACUUUUUUUGAGGUCAGUCCGCUGUGCAACUUCAACGUCAUCGAAUCCUUCACCGAACUUUCCCGCAUUGUGCUGAUGAGGCACGGGAUGGAGAAAUUCUGGAAGCCCAACAGAGUCUUCAGCCUCCAAGACUUGUGCUGCCGUUCGAUCGUCUCCUGCACGCCGGUUCACCUCAUUGACAAACUGCCCCUUCCUGUGGCCAUCAAGUCGCACCUCAAGUCUUUCUCCAUGGCCAACGGCAUGAAUGCAGUCAUGAUGCACGGACGCUCCUACUCAGUGGCCAACAGCGCAGCUUCGGGCGGUAGCAGCGGCGGAAGCAAAGCCAAUAGUCUCAAGCGCUCAAAGUCUUUCAGGCCUCCGCAGAGCCCUCCAAAGACCUCGUCGUCAUCCUCUAAGGGGAGCUGUAAGAUUUCAUAGUGAAGGAGCGGACUAAUGGUUGCCUCCAUAGGGCCAGUAUUAAAGGUGUUGUUGCUCCAAGAGGUCACAAGGCCAUGGGAGAGCACGGAGAGCUACCAGCAAGGGAUAUAGCUGUGAACUUUCAUUGACCCUUGGGAACUGACUUGGAUUGGUUUCUGUUCUCUUUGCGCUUGCUGGUGCCAUCUUGUGGAUGUCCGUUUACCCGUACUCUUUACUACGGAUGGCUCGCUAUGAUCAAGUAGAACCAGAUUUCCCUGGGUCCAACAGAUGUGAAUCAAAGAAAAUCGCUCACCUGUUAACACUAAAAAUGAGUGGCGGGACAUUAGCUAGCUUUUAUUUUGAAAAAUUACUGUUUUAUUGUAUUUAAAGUUGUUAAUAUGCUGUAUGUGCUCAAGUUGUUUAGGUCUGUUUGGUGAUUGAUCUUGGAGGGGCUUCUUAUGCUUGUUUUGUCUUGAAUGUUUCCAGAGACCUGCUUUGGUGUCCAAUUUAUUUGUGUGUCUUAUGCCCUUUGUCUAUCGUGGAACAUUUUUACUGCAACCUCAAGGGUGCUGAGCUACUUAUUUAAAUCUCAGAUUAGUUAUGUUUAAAAUUAGACAGGCUUAAAUUGAAUGUCAUGAGAAGAGCAGGGCUAGUUUCCCAGCCUGGAUUUUGGAAAAAAAAAAAAUCCAUUGAAAAAUGCUUCGUCUAGCAAUGCUCCAUCUGUGAAAUAGAGUAGAGCCACCCUGUCUUGUUUUGAAGACUUCCUGUGGUGCCUCUUAAUUACAGCCCAAAUGAAUUCACCCUCCGUCUCAUCAGUCAUUGUCAACGUCUGUUGACUUUCUCAGGCCAUUUUUGCCUCUGAAUCUGAUAUCCUUAGUUGCAUUAUCAUUGCUUUAUGUGGUUUAAACCAUCAACCACAUGAUCACCUCUCAAUCUAUUAACUCUUGUGGCAAUUCAGAGAUUGCUUGGUGCUGAUGGGGGUGGAACUUUGUACAAAUCAGAUGUGCAGAUUUGCUCAGCCGUGGCGUUUUGCCUUCAGAAAGAGCUGCGAUCGCGUCUUGGUUUUUAACAGGAAUUUGUUAACAUUGGUGAAAUGAAUAUUUUAAUUUGAUUGCUUUUUUGUAUCUUAUCUAAUGUAUUUAUGAAUGUAACACAAUAUGCAUCUGCUACUUUGCUGUGGCCACGUGGUAAUAUGUGGGACUGUAAGAAUCAGAGGUGGGAAGAUAAUCUGCUAUUGUAAUGUUUUUAAUAAGGGUAUUUGGACUGUAACUUCAUCCUUAUUUUCUAACCCUCCUAAAAUGUGUGUAUGAUAGUAGAGCUUUGAGUGAUUUGCCAGAUGAACUUGAAGACUUCAGAGAGGGCAUUGAAAGUCUUGUAUUUUUAAUCAGAGCUAACUAAUGGUCUUGUUUUUAAUAAGUAAAUAACCUAAACAUUACUUAAUUUGCUUAUAACACUUUUCUCUUUCCACCUCUGAUUAACGUAGCUGUCUUUCAACUUCGACAUUCCUAGUGUCAUGGCUAUAUGUCUGUGAUGCGGUUAUUGAGGGCAUACAACAAUGGUGCAUGUUUUUCUACUGGUGCCUGUUUUAUGUGGUGUAUUGACACCAGCACAACGAGCUAUUUAAAGCACUAUAUGUAAACGUUUGAUAAUGAUUGUUGCUAUCAGAGAUGUGUGUCUUAACAUUUGGAUACGGGAUAAAUUAUACUUUUGUCUCCAUUGAAAACAGUCACCCAACAAAAUAAAGGGUAAAGCUCCA
This is a messenger RNA of Etheostoma spectabile (orangethroat darter), 3112 nucleotides long. Its product is annotated as ras-related protein Rab-40C. The transcript is spliced from 6 exons. Gene Ontology annotation, biological process: intracellular signal transduction. Gene Ontology annotation, molecular function: GTPase activity; GTP binding. Bases 499 to 1377 code for a protein of 292 amino acids. NCBI's taxonomy places the organism in Eukaryota, Metazoa, Chordata, Actinopteri, Perciformes, Percidae. The record is from RefSeq and is a predicted model, not a curated record.